Molecule: messenger RNA, 2277 nt
Organism: Gekko japonicus
Lineage: Eukaryota; Metazoa; Chordata; Lepidosauria; Squamata; Gekkonidae
Gene: BUD13
Product: BUD13 homolog
Exons: 11
Coding region: 3-1598 (531 amino acids)
Biological process (GO): mRNA splicing, via spliceosome
Cellular component (GO): U2-type spliceosomal complex; RES complex
Molecular function (GO): RNA binding
Source: RefSeq, a predicted model, not a curated record
AGAUGGCGGCGGCGGCUUCGGGCCUGUCCAAGGCCGAGUACCUGAGGCGGCGCUACCUGGAGCCGGGGGAGGCCGAGGCCGAUUCGGGGGCCAAGAAGCGGCGCCGGAGGAAGCGGCCCAAGGAGCUGCCGGGGGGGAUGCGUAUAGUGGAUGAUGAUGUGAGUUGGAAAAGCAUUUAUAAUGUGCAAGAAAAGGAGGAGGAAGAAGAGGAAGAUGGAGACCUGCCUGUGGUGGCAGAAUUUAUUGAUGAGCGGCCAGAAGAAGUAAAGUGGAUGGAGGAAUUCCGUGGCAGUAAAAAGUGGAAGCUCUUGGGAGAUCACAAUGAAGAAUCACAAAGCUCUGAUCUUUCUGGAGCUGCAAAAUCAAACAGUUCGGAAGCCGUAAAGCAAAAGCAAACAAAGCAUUUGUCAGAAUUGUCCCCACCCAGAAGGGGCCGCCACAACUUGCCAGAUCCGCGUCAUUCUGUGACGGGCAAGAGCCAUCGCAGAACUGCAAGUGGAGGCCAAGAAGAACGCCUUCCAGAUAAGCACUUAGCCCGUCAAAGGCAGCAGGUCACCUCUGAUUUAUCCCCACCCAGGAGGAAAAGACAUGAUUCUGAUGCUGACUUGUCGCCUCCUCGGGAGCUGACGUCAUCCCCCCCUGGGCUGAGAAAGCAAGGCAAUGUCAGAGGCUCUUCUCUGGCCUCUAAGAAGUCCCAGCGACAUGAUUCUGAAUCUGAGUCGGAUUCUGCUCCCGCAACGAUGAGCACCAAGGCCUCCUCCGAUUCAGACCUUUCCUUGCCACGGGCCGUUCGCCGCACGCGGCUGCAGGACUCUCGUGCUGAUCUUUCUCCUCCCAGAAGGAACCGGUGUGCGUCUUCAGACUCCGAUUUGUCUCCUCCCCGAAGAGGGCAAGAUGUCGGACAGAAGGCCCGCAGGGCACAAAGUCCACCUGACCUCUCACCACCGCGGCGGGCCAGAGACUCCAAAGGAAGGGGCGACGGAGCGCAGGACCCUCAGAUGCUGUCCGGUGGCAAAGCAGGCUUGGUGUUGGCUGACCUCCUGCGGAGGGAGCGGCAGGAGUUCCGGAAGCAGGAGAGGGGCAGCCAACAUCUGGAAGAUGACUCGCAGCAUGCAGCCACUGUCUUCCGGGAUAAGUCCGGCCGCAAGAGGGACCUGAAGCAGGAGCGGCUGGAGCAGCAGAAGGCAGCGCAGCAGAAGUCCGAGCGGGACGCGCAGUAUGCCAAGUGGGGCAAGGGGCUCGCCCAGAGCAGGCAGCAGCAGCAGAACGUGGAGGACGCAGUGAAAGAGAUGCAGAAGCCGCUGGCCCGGUACAUCGAUGACCAGGAUUUGGACCAGAUGUUGCGGGAACAGGAGCGAGAAGGAGACCCCAUGGCCAACUUCAUAAAGAAGAGGAAGAGCAAGGAGGCGAAAGAUCAGAAAGAAAAGCCAAAGUACAGUGGACCAGCCCCACCUCUCAACCGAUUUAACAUCUGGCCCGGGCAUCGCUGGGACGGAGUUGACAGGUCCAACGGCUUUGAGCAGAAGCGCUUUGCCAGAAUUGCUAGUAAGAAGGCUGUGCAGGAGUUGGCGUAUAAGUGGAGCGUGGAAGACAUGUGAACGGCCACUCCGAGAUAGGAGAGAGCCUCCUGCCGCCCUCUGCAAUAGCUCCUAGCAACUGUGAUUAAAGGCGUUCAGCUCACAGGACCCUCUCGGGUGCUCUUGGGUGGUGACGGAAGCCGCUCACUCUGGGCAGCCAGAGCAGAGUGAGGCUGUUGAUGCUCCUGGAGUGGACACUGCGCAAGAAGGAAGAAGUGCGUGCGAGGGCUCUCCCGUGUGAGGAAGUCCCGGGGACAGCCACUGCCAACCCUGCCUGCUUCCCAGCAGGGCCCGUUCCUGUUGGGUCUGAGCUGUUCAUUUCAGAGCCCCCGCGAGGGCAGCGGCCAGAUGUCUGGCGUCUGCCAAAGCUCAGGCUCUUGUAAAGGUUUAGUUUGUUUGGGAGAAGAGCGGAGGCGGGACAGAGGAGGAGGACUCCUGUUCAGCAGCACUUCAUCAGGGAAGCCUCGGGCUGGGCAGUCCGGACUGCGGGGCAGGCGGGGUGGUGGCUCUGUAGUGUGGCCUUGAGUUUCCUGCCUUGCAGAGCUGGGUUGGACUUGUGCAGCUUCGAGGCCAGAGCGGCCCUCCCUCGACCUGAGGGUGCCCAGGCAGAUUGCUGAGCACAGUUGCAGUUUUCAGGGUGGCAAUACAUUCUUUCUAGCUGAGGCAGCUGGUUGGGAAAUUAAUAGGUAAAGGUGAAACU